AUGGCCUCAACCGGAUCUAGUAGAUCGACUGACACGUCGAAUGCCGCAUCGAAACCCGACGUUAACAGCUUGCCUCCCGAAACCAUCGCAUUUGCUCAUCGUAUGUUCGAUGCUGCGAGGUCAGGCGAUUCAAACCUCGUUUUAACUGCGGUCGAUGCGGGCCUUCCAUCAAACCUAACGAAUGAAAAAGGCAAUACUUUAUUGAUGCUCGCGGCCUAUGCAGGGCAUACAGAACUCGCGAAAGGUCUACUUGACCGAGGCGGAGACCCUAACAGAAUCAACGACCUUGGACAAUCAAUGAUAGCAGGAGCCGUCUUCAAAGCUCACAAUGACAUUGUCCACGCUCUCAUGACAAAAGGAGCAGAUCCUCGCCUGGGCACUCCAAAUGCGAUUCAAACAGCACACAUGUUUGGCCGCAAGGACUUGAUGGAGGUCUUAGGUGCCCGUGACGAAGAUUUGAAAGACGUUCCCGGCCCUUUCCCCAUUUCAGGACCGUAA
Messenger RNA from Cyclocybe aegerita, 498 nucleotides. The record is from the annotation of a GenBank genome assembly. NCBI's taxonomy places the organism in Eukaryota, Fungi, Basidiomycota, Agaricomycetes, Agaricales, Hemipholiotaceae.